Messenger RNA from Paramecium sonneborni, 1419 nucleotides. Lineage: Eukaryota; Ciliophora; Oligohymenophorea; Peniculida; Parameciidae. The record is from the annotation of a GenBank genome assembly.
AUGUUCGAUUUUGAGCAAGAUUUUUAUAAAUUUGUUAAAGCUUAAAUAGAUAAAAAAAGAGGAACUAAACAACUAAUAUUUGAUGAUUCAGAGCAUGAUGAAGAUAUCAUUAAAAGUAAAGUAUUAUCAUUUUUAAAGGAAAUAGGUUAUAAAGUGAGAACAUUCAAAAAGUUUUAUAAAAUGAAAGAAAGAAGAUGAAAAUUAGUAAAGUAACAAAAGAAUAACAUUUCGAAAAGAAAAUGAAAGAUUUUACAUCAAUGGACACUUUUAUUGAUGUUAAAUAAUUUCUUAAAAAUCUGAAUGAUCAACAGAUAUAAAAAAAUCACAAAAAAUUACUUUAAUCAAUAAGAAAAUCUCAUUCAGAUAGUGAUAAUGAAGAUCUUUUUGAUUAUGCAGAAAUUGUAUCAAAAAGUAAAAAAUUUAUUGCAAACUCUCAACAUUUUAGAACAAAACCUAAUAUAGAGGGUUAUUUAUAAAUGGAUAAUGAAAAUAGCUAAAGAUCUAAAGCUAUGGAGGAGGGAAGAUCAACAAAUGAGAAAUUCUAUACAGGAAUUGAUAAAUUAAUAACUGAUAUUAAUCAUAAUAAUGUAUUAUCAGAAAUGGAUAGGAAAUAUGAGAAAGAUAGAAAGAGAAAUAGAGAUUCAAUGAAUUCAGAUAAAUAAAUAUAGGCAGCAAUUCCUUUAGAUUUUGGAAAAGAUGAAUUUACAGUAAAAGCUGGAAAAAAGUUUAAAGAAUAAUCUUAAAAGGUUUUAUAACUUUUAGAAAGAACAACUAAAAUGCUAUACAAAAAUAAACUUCCUUAACGUCCAAAUUAAAAGAUUUUAAAGUAAUAAUAACAAUAGCUGAAAGAAAUUGAGCAAUAAAAUCCUAAUUCUUUUGAAAUUCGAAAUUAAAAACACAUGUUAAUAAAGAGUAGAAGUGAAAGCAAUAAUUUAAAAUUUCCAUAAGUAAAUGAUAAAUUAAUUAAUCCACUUGUAAGAAGAAUUGCUCCAAUAUACUAACUAAAUCAUUCAACUCUUCCUGAAAUUAAACAAGGUUCAUUUGUAUCAAUGAGAGAAGAUAGAAAGUUUGAAAAUCUUCAUUAUUUUAAAACUCCUUAAAAUUUUUAGAAAUUUAAUACACAUCAAAAUAAUUCUAGUCGUUAAACUAUUAGUUUGAAUAUAAAGAAUUAGUUUGGUGAAUUUUUAACUUAAGUAAACAAUUUAAUUGAUUAAGCUUGAUGAUGCAUAAGAGCAAUUUUCUAAGAUGUAUCCUUCUGAUUCUUAAAUAUUAAAAAUUUAAAACAAUAUGAGUAAGAAUAUGAAUAAAAUUGGUAAAACUCCUUUAGAAAGUUUGAAAUUUUUAACAAAGAGAAAAUUUAAUAUUUCUAAAAAAUAUGAAUUGAGAGGAAAGAAAAACAGAGUUCUAUAAAUUUUAUGA